AUGCCCACCCCGGACAGGGGCAUCCUCCAGGCCGUCGUGGGGAGCGUGGCCCUCGGGGCUCCCCGGCCCCAGGCCCGGUCGUCAGGGGUGAGGUCCCCGGAAAGCGAGACUGCCAGCCCCACCCCCACGGAUGGCUGGCAGGGCCUGCCCGGUCUGACUGCGGCGGCGACUGAAAGCGCCAGCAAAGGCCGGAUCUCCCCAGAACCGGGAGCCCCGACCAAAGCCCCUUCCGGCCCCCCCACCCCGAGCUUUGAAGUCGUUCCCUGCUUUGCUGGGAACCCCAGAAGCAGAUUAGGUCAAACCCAGUCAGCGCUGCUUGUGCCCAUGAGUCUGACCCCCUCCCCAGAGCUUGGGGUUCCCAAGCUGGGAGAUGGGGGCCGGCCCAGUGGCAGCAGGCAGAAGCUGGGGCAAAGAAUGGGCCCAGUUGUCUCUGGGGAAGAGUCCCCAGGACCUGAGGUGCCCCAGGCGGGCAGCACCGGGCACACGCCCUGGCGCCACCGAGCCCCCGAGGUGCCAGACGGGCAGCACCGGGCACACGCCCCGGCGCCACCGAGCCCCCGAGGUGCCAGGUGGGCAGCACCGGGCACACGCCCCGGCACCACCGAGCCCCCGAGGUGCCUGGACAGCUGCAGUUCCAGCCUAUCCCGGAGCCAAGCCCGGCUGGUGUCAGAGCCCUCUGGCAAGGGCCGCUCUGGGCCUAAGUCCCGUUCCUGCUUUUUCCUUCCUUUUGGCCGUGGCCGUGGCGAGGAAGAGGGCUACACUGGCGGGGCGUCUACACUGGCUAAGCAGCCUCCCCUUGUGGACGGCCUGCCUGGAUCCCAUGUAGGAGCCUCCAGCCCACCUUCCCCUGGUGCCCCUGCCACCCGGUGCCUGCCCCGUGGAGACCAGCACAUUGUCUGCCCUGGUCUGGGCACCUUCCCUUGCCCUCGCGCCCCUGCCCGUGGGGCCCCGCUGGCCGUUCCGAGCCAGACUGGGGGCCAGGGACGCCCGGAGCCCACUACUCACGGCUUCCCCCGGGCAUCGCUGGGGGCCCGACGGCGCCAGUCCGUGCCAAGGCACAGGAGGGGGGAGUGGGCCAGGCCGGGCCUCUUGGGAGCUCCCGAGACCGCCAAGCUGGACCCCGAUCCCCCAGUGCUUGAUGGGAGCCCAGGGGCCCUUGGGGAGUGCCCCUCCCCCACCUGCCCCUGACAGAACCUGCCCAGCCACGUGAAGCCACUGCUGGCACCGCCAGGUAGGACGAGGGCGGAGCCCGGGAUGGGCCACGAGACCAAAACCACGGGAUCUCCCGUGGAACCCGCUCCGUGCCCGGGCCGUGACCAUGGGGCCCGACCCAGGGAGACUCCGAGCCAAGGCGAGCGCCCUGCCCCCGAGGGCUCUGCCAAGGUGGCCACGUGGCUCCCACGCCUCUGCUGACCACAAGUGUCUCCCCUGAGAGGCCCAGGGAGCCUGCGCGGGUGGGGAGUCUCCCUAUGUGAGCAGCAGUCGCUCAGGACGGGCCCUCCAGGGGCCCCUCCCCUAAAUGACUGCGGUGGGCCCCAGGACAGCCCCCUCCCCUAAAUGACCGCACAGGCUCUAGGGACGGCCCCUUCUCUAAAUGGCCACGCAGGCCCUCGGGACGGCCCCUUCUCUAAAUGACCGCGGCGGGUCCCAGGACAGCCCCCUCCCCUAAAUGACCGUGUAGGCCCUCAGGACAGCCCCUUCUCUAAAUGACCGCAGUGGCCCCCAGGAUGGCCCCUUCCCCUAAAUGACCACGCAGGUCCUCCAGGGGCCCCUUCCCCUAAAUGACCGCGCAGGUCCUCGGGACGGCCCCUUCCCCUAAAUGACCGCACAGGCUCUAGGGACGGCCCCUUCUCUAAAUGACCGUGCAGGCCCUCGGGACGGCCCCUUCCUCUAAAUGACUGCGGCGGGCCCCAGGACAGCCCCCUCCCCUAAAUGACCACGCAGGCCCUUGGGACAAUCUCUUCUCUAAAUGACCGCAGUGGGCCCCAGGACAGCCCCCUCCCCUAAAUGACCGCACAGGCUCUAGGGACGGCCCCUUCCCCUAAAUGACCCCGCAGACCUCAGGACGGCCCCUUCCCCUAAAUGACCCCGCAGCCCUGGGGACGGCCCCUCCGGGGGCCCGGCCAC
Molecule: messenger RNA, 2127 nt
Organism: Antechinus flavipes (yellow-footed antechinus)
Lineage: Eukaryota; Metazoa; Chordata; Mammalia; Dasyuromorphia; Dasyuridae
Product: putative protein TPRXL
Exons: 5
Coding region: 1-1188 (395 amino acids)
Source: RefSeq, a predicted model, not a curated record